UAACCUUGACAGAAAAUGACCUAAAAUGACUGCUUUAUAAAUUUUAAAAUCUCGCCCGAUUUGGGCCUGAUAUUAUUCCUUUUUGUCAGUUAACUUCCACCUCACGUCUUGUAAUCUAACAGCGAAAGAAAGUGGAUAAUUUACACAAUGACUAUCGAACCCGUUAAAGUCAUUUAUUGUGGCAUUUGCACUAUGCCAUUAGAGUAUUGUGAAUUCAGCGGAACUCAAGAAAAAUGUAAAUUAUGGUUAAAGAAUCACGAUGAAGAUUUAUACGAAAAGUUUUAUGGUGUCGAUGGUGUGACUAAAGGGGUUGCAAAUGCAUCUAUUGAAGAUGACAGCGGUAAAGAUAGAACAGUAGUCAAAGACAAAUCAGCAAAAUUGGAAGCAAAACUAGAACGUGAAAAUAAAAAGAAGAUGGCAUCUCGAAUCAUUAUUAAACGUAUCGAAAGAACUAAGAGAAAGAGUGUCACAACCAUUUUUGGUCUGGAAAUCUUUGGUGUAGAUUUGAAGAAAGCAGCUAAAAUGUUUGCUAAUAGAUUUGCAUGCGGCUCUUCAGUAGCGAAAAAUAAUCAAGGACAAGAUGAAAUUGUCGUUCAGGGUGAUUUUAGUGAAGAAAUACACGAGAUUAUUCUAAAGAACUGGCCCACGGUACCUCAAGAAAAUAUUGACAGAGUGGAAGAAAAAAAGAAGAAAAAAGGAGAGCAGGCUUAAACUAACCGAUAAUAUUUGUUCUGGAAUUGACAAAAUGAGUGUCCUCUAUAUUUUGCAAUAAUUGUUGUGCAACCCUCUUUUUUCUCUUCAACUUUCACUAUCGCAACAACAAUAAAACCUACUUUUUCUUCUU
This is a messenger RNA of Mycotypha africana, 844 nucleotides long. RefSeq names its product translation initiation factor SUI1. Gene Ontology annotation, biological process: formation of translation preinitiation complex; translation reinitiation. The transcript is spliced from 6 exons. Bases 148 to 711 code for a protein of 187 amino acids. Gene Ontology annotation, molecular function: mRNA binding; translation initiation factor activity. The record is from RefSeq and is a predicted model, not a curated record. Lineage: Eukaryota; Fungi; Mucoromycota; Mucoromycetes; Mucorales; Mycotyphaceae.